Molecule: messenger RNA, 2499 nt
Organism: Megalobrama amblycephala (Wuchang bream)
Lineage: Eukaryota; Metazoa; Chordata; Actinopteri; Cypriniformes; Xenocyprididae
Exons: 5
Coding region: 453-1208 (251 amino acids)
Source: RefSeq, a predicted model, not a curated record
CAUUCUUACUAUCCUCGAUUAAAGUUUGGAUGCGUGUCUCUAAUUCUGAGAUUCUCUCUGUCAGCCUGACUAUUUCCCUACAUUUAUGACAUGUAAAUCCCUCGUCGCUGACAGAGAGAGCUACACUGAACAUGUGACAGACUGAACACGAGAUAACAGUGGGAAAGGAUGACAUGACUCACCGUGUUUGUAGACUGAUCCGAGUUAAACCGAGACAAUACCUUAACACGACUUCGAAAACCAAAACGAAUGGUCCCUGCUGUGGACGAAGACCUACCUGGACCAUCAAGAAAGUGCGCCAAAACCGAUAGCUAUGGCUGUAUCAACUGGCAGCCAUCACAGCUACCUGAAGGAGAAAACCGAGAGUCUCUCUAUGAGAAGAAAAAAGAGCUAUUGGCUAUUUAUUCCAAGGAGGGACAAGGGGCGCAAACCAGAAGCGAGUCAAUGACCUCAUGACGUUACUCUAUGAGCAACAGCGUCGUGACAUUAAUGCAACUCCUUCACCAAGCAUUUCAGAUUUACAAAAAGAGUGGCCAUUCCUCUUCAUGCAGAAGAUUUUACUACAGCACUUCUGUACAUUGACAGGAAUUGAGCUUGAAUCAAGACUACAAGAAUCACUUGCUGGCAAGGGGAAAAGAGUGCUACAUUAUUUCAAAAGUCAACUUUGGAAAUGGAAAAGGGAAGUAAAGGCAGUCCUUCAUGGCAUUGAGAGACAGAUGGAAGACAUGGAUCCUGGACUUGGUGCAAUAGAAGUCAUGAUUGCUAACUUCAAAGAAAAGGAAGAAGCUCUUUUCCUCUUGGCUGACGAAACUUCCACCCAAGCAGACGUUGAGGCCCAGAUGUCCCUACCAAGUGCUCCAAGGCUCAUCAUGCUCGGAGAGUCCAUUCUGGGAGCAAAAAAAUGGAUGCUUUCCAUUGAUGGCAGAGUUGUCCUCCAACUGAAUGACCGUUCUGAUUUCACUCAUGCUCUGGCUGUUUUUUUUGCAUCAUACUAUGUAUUCAACAUGGAAUAUCCGGAAGAAGCAGCCACUACACUGGAAUUUAUCCAGAGAUUUUUCGUCAGAAUAAAUCCAGAACACAGUAAGUGCACUUCGAAGGUCCAGGUUAGCAAAAAGACUGGAAAGGUGGUCCAGCGCAAAAAUGAGUCCCUCAGUCCCCAUGUUGCAUCAUUCAUUAGAGACUUCAUUGAGUAUGACUGGAAGCACUAAUAUCUGGGAAGAAGACUCCAGGAAGUUGACCAUUUCAGGUCCAGUUGUAGAAGAUAAAUACAGUUUUGGAAGAAAAAUUUUAAGUUCUACAGUUUUUUUUUUUUUUUUUUUACAUUUCCUUAAAACUUGAACAGGAUGGAUUUGCAUGUUUGGAAAUUUGUUGUUUAAAAAAAAAUGAAAUGUUUACAGAAAAACAUUUUCCUAUUGCAAAAUACUAAUUCUAUGUUUAUGCUAUGGUUUUUAUUUUAUAUAUUUUCUCAUUUUGAAUGUUAAAAGUUGUCAAUAAAUGGCAUUUUUUGAGACAAAAAUUAAUGCAGUAAUACAUUUUACAGUAGUCAAAUAUUUGUGGUGAUAACAUUUACAGCAUCCUACUAUCCUAUUACUGUAAACACAUACAGGAUUUGUAAGGUUACUGUGAUUAAAUUUACAGUAAGUAUACUGUGGAAUGGACUACAGCAACUUACUUGCUAAUUGCUGCCAGCAAGUUACUGUGAUUAAAACAUCAUUUUAGAACUUACUGUGAUUACAUUUACAGUAUGCAUACUGUGGAAUGUUCUACAGCAACUUACUUGCCAACUGCUGCCAGCAAGUUGCUGUGAAUAAAUUUACAGUAGUACUGUACUGUGAUUGCUACUGUAAAAUAAAAUACAGUACUUUUUAUUUUAAUGUGAUUGCAUUUACAGCAAUCGCACUGUGAAAUGGACUACAGCAACUUACUUGCCAAUUGCUGCCAGCAAGUUGCUGUGAAUACAUUUACAGUAGUACUGUACUGUGAUUGCUACUGUAAAAUAAGAUACAGUACUUUUUAUUUGAAUGUGAUUGCAUUUACAGUAAUCGAACUGUCAAAUGGACUACAGCAACUUACUUGCUAAUUGCUGCCAGCAAGUUACCGUGCAUUUUACAGUGUUCUUCUUACAGUGCACUUUGCUGUAGAGCAUACCAUGAGGUCUCUGAUGGAGAUGAUCCUUUUUAUUAAGAUAUGGAAUUGAUUAUAGGUAAACAUAAAGAAUGAGUUAGGCCCAAUAUCUAACAUGAGGAUGUAAAUAUGUGUUUUAAUGGAGAAGAGUCUCAAAAUUGAGACUCACUAGUGUCCACUAGCAGCCUUUGAUGACCGUACUUGCUGUCUUUGCACAUGGCCAAUUUUCUACAUGACAUAUUUCUGGAGAUUGGCGAAAAUGUUCCAAUAUUUUGAGAAUUUUGUUUACUUAAUGGGACACACUUAACAAGUGCAUGAUUGUGGAGCUUCUUUUGCAAGAUUAGGAGGUAUGCUAAUCUCUGUAGUCUCUGUAAC